AUGGAAGUGGCAAAUUCUUCUUCUUUGGGUGUGAAGAUUAUUGAUAUUGCUGAUGAUAACGAUGAUGUUUUAGUGAUAUAUGAAACCCAAAAAGCUUCAAAAGGUAAAAGAAAAAAGUUUAUUAAACCAAUUUCAGUAGAAAAUUACUUUUGUUCAAAACCUAGCUGCAGUGGUUCAAAAAAAGUGAUGAUUGAUCUUUCUGAUGAUGAAAUUGAGUUUUUGGGUACCAAAUUUGUACAAAAAUCGAAAGGGGUUUCGAAUAUCAAGUCCAUUGUUAUCGAUGAUGAUGUGAAUGAGUUGGUUGAUAAGUUGUUUACUUGUGAUAUUUGUGUUGAUGAAAAAUGUGUUAAUGAAGUUUUCAAGAUCAGUGGUUGUAGUCAUUCUUAUUGCAAAGAAUGUAUGGCAAAGUAUAUUGGUAUGAAGCUUCAAGAAAAUAUAUGUCGAAUUUCAUGUCCUGUUUCGGGUUGUAAUGGACAAUUAGAGCCAUAUAAUUGUCGUUCGAUUUUGCCCAAGGAAGUUUUUGAUAGAUGGGGAGAUGUGUUGUGUGAGGCAAUGAUUAUGGCUUCGGAGAGAUUUUAUUGUCCGUUUAAGGAUUGUUCUGCGCUUCUUUUGAUUGAUGAAAAUGGUAAGGAUUCUGUUGUGAUUCAGUCCGAAUGUCCGGAAUGUAGGAGGUUGUUCUGUGCCAAGUGUAAAGUUGCUUGGCAUUCGGGGAUUGUAUGUGAAGAAUUUCAGAAGUUGAAUAAGGACGAGAGGGAAAGAGAGGAUUUGCAGCUAAUGCAACUUGCUAAGGGUCAAGCAUGGCAGAGAUGUCCGCGGUGUAGGAUAUAUGUCGUGAGAGCUGCUGGUUGCGCCCAAAUGGUUUGUAGGUGUGGAUGUGGCUUUUGUUACAAAUGUGGAGCUGAGUCAACUAAUCACCAUUGCAAACGCUGUGGUACUUAAAGACGUAUUUCGUUUGAACUUAUUAGUAUUGUUCUUUCUUCUUUUUGUUCCCAAAAUUACGAGUCCUCUGUAGAUGUAGCACUCUGCUUAGAAUAUAAUUGCGAGU
Messenger RNA from Solanum verrucosum, 1045 nucleotides. RefSeq names its product E3 ubiquitin-protein ligase RSL1-like. Gene Ontology annotation, molecular function: ubiquitin protein ligase activity; ubiquitin conjugating enzyme binding; zinc ion binding. NCBI's taxonomy places the organism in Eukaryota, Viridiplantae, Streptophyta, Magnoliopsida, Solanales, Solanaceae. The coding region runs from base 1 to 939 and encodes 312 amino acids. The transcript is spliced from 2 exons. The record is from RefSeq and is a predicted model, not a curated record. Gene Ontology annotation, cellular component: cytoplasm; ubiquitin ligase complex. Gene Ontology annotation, biological process: protein polyubiquitination; ubiquitin-dependent protein catabolic process; positive regulation of proteasomal ubiquitin-dependent protein catabolic process.